AUGAUGGUCGCGGCGGCCGCCGGGCUCGUCUGCAAUGGGACGGACCCGUGCUAUAACCAUGCGCUCAACCUCUGCUGUCCCGGUGACAAGACCCAGCACGAUGGCCACGGUCGUCCGUUCUGCGAUAUCCAGCUCACGGGUACAUGCCAGAACCAAACAACUUGCUACGACAUCACAUCGAUCUGUGUCUGUGGUGGCGACCGUCCAUGUCGGUCCGCGUCCGGCGCGUGCCUGCCGUGGUCCAACGGGUGCACCAAGCUGAACGCAGCAAUGCAGUUUUGCCCAUCGGGGCCGAUGCCGACGCCGGUCGCGACAACGUCGACGGUCGCACCGCCGUCGUCCGACAAUUUUUUUGCCACCAACUCCUUCGACAGCGUCGCGAACGCCGCAACAACCAUCACGAUCAUCGCGUGCCUCACGCUCGUAUGCAUUGUAGCGAUGGUGCUCUUUUGCGUCUGUCGACGCAAGCCCGUCGCCGAGCCACCCAUUUUGCGCAGCGUCGCGGAGACGUCGGACCGCGAGGAAGCGUUGCUACCUCCUGUUGCCUGCCCGCGCCACGGAUCGUCGUAUGCACCGACGCACACGACAUCGACCGUCGCGUCGCUUCAGAGUCAAGGGUCGUCCCAGGACUCGGCGCUGUCGUCGUCGCGUGAGUUCGACUUGUGCGAGCUCGAGAUGUACCGGAUCCAGUCGUUUGAAAUUUCCAUCGUCAAGGCCCUCGCCCAAGGUGCCCACGGCGAAGUGUGCAUGGGCAUGUACCAGGGCAUUGCGGUUGCUGUGAAGAAGAUGCUGCCCAAAUCCCUCUCCCACGACGAAGUCCAGAAAUUUGUCCUUGAAAUCAAGCUCAUGGCCAAGCUCAACUCGCCGUACAUCGUGCGGUUCAUCGGCGCUUCGUGGCUCCGUCCCAGCGACAUUAUGCUGGUGACUGAGUUUAUGGACAUGGGCGAUCUCCGCAACUUUCUUCAGCUCACGUCGGACGAGACGGUGUCGUGGCAGCAAAAGCUCCAGCUAGCUCUCAACAUUGUCCAUGGUCUCGUCUAUCUCCACUCGCUCGACCACAAGAUCAUCCACCGCGACCUCAAGUCCCGCAACGUGCUUUUGAAUACCAAACUCAACGCCAAGCUUACCGACUUCGGCAUCUCGCGCGAGAUGGACGACAUGACCAUGACGGCCGGCAUUGGCACCUACCGCUGGAUGGCGCCUGAGGUGCUCCAGGACGGUCACUACGCCGAGUCGGCCGACAUGUUUUCAUUUGGCGUUAUUCUCUCCGAGCUGAGCACCCACCGGCUGCCAUACUCGGACUACGUCAACGGCAGCGGGCGCCCGUACACAGACACGGCCAUCAUGGCUCGGGUGAUGAUGGGCGACUUCCAGCCAACGUUUGCCGACGACUGUCCCGAGUGGUUCAAAGCCUUUGGUAACCACUGCAUGGCGUUUCAGCCCGACGACCGGCCGCGCGCCGCCCAAGCUGCCUAUAUUUUGCAGACCGAGCUGCGAAAAAUCGAGGCCUCGGCAAAACUAUAA
Saprolegnia parasitica CBS 223.65 is the source of this 1524-nucleotide messenger RNA. RefSeq names its product TKL protein kinase. Gene Ontology annotation, biological process: protein phosphorylation. Gene Ontology annotation, molecular function: ATP binding; protein kinase activity. Lineage: Eukaryota; Oomycota; Saprolegniomycetes; Saprolegniales; Saprolegniaceae. The record is from RefSeq and is a predicted model, not a curated record. The coding region runs from base 1 to 1524 and encodes 507 amino acids. The transcript is spliced from 2 exons.